Parnassius apollo (apollo) is the source of this 2964-nucleotide messenger RNA. NCBI's taxonomy places the organism in Eukaryota, Metazoa, Arthropoda, Insecta, Lepidoptera, Papilionidae. The record is from the annotation of a GenBank genome assembly.
AUGCCCAUUUCACGAAGUGCACUUUGUUAUCAAAUUGACAUCGAUCUGAUGACUGGUGACGGGACCAUCGUUAAAGACGCUAAACAUCUGGUAGCUCUUUCUGCAUCUGAGCAAGAGAUGAAAAUUAUUAUCGACCUUGUGAAUUCAUACGAAAAACCAACCGAUGUAGUGGCUGUUGUUUGUUGGCGAAAAUCUUACAAAAUUGGACGAAAGAAAAAUGGAUGGAUUAUAGAAAGCUUCGCCACCUGGGAUCCAAUACAUGGUCUUAAUAAGUCCAAAGAAAUUGACAUCGCUACUUCUAUCAGACGUAAAGAUUUGUCAAGAGAACCAAUAACCAUGUCCGUUGUAAUUACAGAUAACGGGACCAAAUCUGAGUUACCAGAAAUACGGAAUAUCCACAUAGAUACUUUAACCAAAUCCAGUUUUCUUCGCUAUAUGCCAAUAUACGAUUUCACAAAUGCAACAUUGGCUAUUAUUUAUGCGGAAACGUGGGGUUAUUUGUUAAAUGGUACGUGGAACGGAAUGGUCGGGGAUUUAGUUCAAGGCAAAGCUGAGUUCGCAGGCACUGUAAUGUUCAUUACUAAAGAGCGGUUGCCGGUAUUAGAAUACAUGAACUACCCGGCGGCACCUUCAGCGAAGUUCGUGUUCCGCGAACCGUCACUAUCAUACGAAAACAAUUUGUUCCUGUUGCCAUUCAAGCCAAAUGUAUGGUAUUGCAUCAUCGGACUCGUAUUUAUUUUAAUGUUCAUUCUCUUCGUGAAUGCGCGAUGGGAGAAUGUUAAAUCAGGCAACAACAAUAAGAAGAUAGUGCGCAAAGGGCCGCUUCCUGUGGGUCGCCGGGGCGCGUCUGGAGCUGGCGCUGGACGCGGCAGCAUGCGGGCCGCCAGCCGAGCGCGAGGAGCUGCACGGUCACCUAGCAGCCCUUCGCAUCCAUCAUCCCCACCAGAAGGCUUGGUGUCGGCUGGGUCUUCUCGGAGUCAGCAAGCGGCACCCGCCGCUGGUGGAGCACGUCGCAUGCGUUGGUCACAAGCAAUGAAUGCAAACGCACUGCGGGCGUACUUUAGGGCAAAAGGGGAAGAAACUGGAUGUUUGGCGUAUCGGGCUAGGAUGCAUCGUCUUUUUGCUGAGCUGGAGCCAUCUUUAACCGUCACAGAGCAAAACCUGGCAGACCGAGUUCGGUAUAUCUUGCGCUCAAAUAUAUUUGAUGUCGCCGAACUCGAACGGCUACGACGUGAGGCUGUUCCCUCGUCGGAUGAGAAUGCUCCGGCUGAGGAUGCGGCGCCACAAAUGGUAGAGCAACCCGCAAACGUGGAUGCCGCCGUGAAUCCCCCAGUUGUGGUUGAGUCAAACGAUGAUGGAACAGUCGCCCAGGAACUGGAAUUAGAGCAUAUGAGGAGUACAUUGGAAGAGGCGAUUGUGGAAACGCGCAGUACGCCUCUCGAAAAUCGACCGCGACUUCCCCGCAUAACCCUAAGCAAGCGGAAUCAGGCUGUCGUGAGGGCUCUGAACCCAAUGCUGGUUACCUAUUUGCAAGCCAGCCGAGACCUUUGCGAGACGGACUCAAUUCUUUUUGGCGCCGCGCUGGCAGUCUGCCGUAUCAUAGGCGCCAAAGUUUCCACGGCUGGACGCGCUACUGGCCAUAGUAGCGCUAUCCCAGCAUGGAGAAGAAGAAUUGAGGAACGUAUCGCAAAGGCUAGAGCUCUCAUCGGCAGACUGAUAUGCUUCAGAUCAGGCAACAACAGGCCAAGAAUUGUGCGCACCGUCAGGAUGGCGUUUGCUGGGACAAAUGUCAGUUUGUCCCAGCCGGAUAUAACGCAAAAACUGACGGAGCGCAUAGAUGAUCUGAAGCAGAGAAUCGCUACUUGGGGAAAGCGGAUUCGGCGAUAUACCGAGAGGUCGACACGGUUCAACCAGAAUCGUCUCUUCCAGAGUGAUCAGAAGAGGCUCUAUGAAUCAUUAGAGCGACCAAUGACGGAACAUACCACACUGCAACCAAAUAUAAGCGACAUUGCUAUUUUGGUUAUAAGUGCUAUGUCACAGCAAGGAAGUUCAACGGAACUAAAAGGCUCUCUCGGACGCGUCGUGAUGUUCAUACUAUUUUUUGCCUUCGUGUUCCUGUACACGUCGUACUCUGCGAGUAUUGUGGCUUUGCUGCAAUCGACUUCUAACCAAAUCCGCACUCUAUCGGACCUCCUCAACUCCAGACUGGAACUUGGUGCAGAGGAUAUAUCUUACAACAGACAUUAUUUUUCGACUGCGACAGAACCAGUUAAAAAAGCGAUUUAUCAACAUAAGAUCGCUCCGCGUGGUUCAAAGCCAAAUUUCAUGAAAUUGGAGGACGGAGUAAGGAAACUUCAAAAGGAACCAUUCGCUUUCAAUAUGAAUACUGGGUUGGGAUACCGAUUAGUAGAACAAUAUUUUUAUGAACAUGAAAAGUGUGGUCUUCGUGAAAUUUCGUAUUUUUUAAACAACAAACCAUGGCAAGCUUGCCGAAAAGACUCUCCUUAUAAAGAAAUUUUCAAAAUAGGUGUAAUUAAAACAACUUCAGCUCAACUACGAUGCUACGCGUGCAGUUUUUCAUCAGUGGACUCAGACCAAUCCUGUCUAACAAUAACAAACUCAACAACAACCGUCGAUUGCCCUGUUACCUAUUGCACAAUUAUGCGACAAGAAUUCAUUGACCCCGCCGGAGUAGUGGCAAGUUUUACACGCGGCUGUGAACAGUCACCAGAUUUUCUAAACCAUGAAAUAACAGAUUCCACAUUCAGGACGUACUAUCGAGCAUGCACAAAUGAUUUGUGUAAUAUUGGCAAUGGGAUUCAGUCGGUGGUCGGGGGAAGCUUAUCACCAACUCCAGAAUACGACGGUAAAAAUUUACUCGUUCCAGGUACCGGCAAUGGAAUUAAUUUACAGAAUAAUUUCGUCUUGUUAAUAGUGACAUUGGCUUUAUUUUUUCUUAAAUAA